Messenger RNA from Corylus avellana, 1917 nucleotides. RefSeq names its product L-type lectin-domain containing receptor kinase IX.1-like. Gene Ontology annotation, molecular function: protein kinase activity; carbohydrate binding; ATP binding. Gene Ontology annotation, biological process: protein phosphorylation. The record is from RefSeq and is a predicted model, not a curated record. NCBI's taxonomy places the organism in Eukaryota, Viridiplantae, Streptophyta, Magnoliopsida, Fagales, Betulaceae.
AUGUUGCCUCUCUUCCUCUUCCUUCUACUUCUUCCCACAGCUUAUUCAGUUUCUUUCCAAAUAACUCGCUUUGAUCCCACUGCCACCGACAUACUAUAUUAUGGAGAUGCAGUUCCUUCUGUUGGAGCCAUUGAAAUGAAUAAAGUUAAUUAUAUAAACCGAGUUGGUUGGGCCGUCUAUGCUACGAGGGUGCCUCUCUGGGACUCUCAUACGAGAAGACUUGCUGACUUUACUACACUUUACUCCUUCACUAUUGACACUCAAGGUGCUUCCUCUUAUGGCCAUGGGCUAGCAUUCUUCUUGGCUCCUGUUGGGUUUGAAAUCCCGCCGAAUUCAGCUGGUGGAUUUCUAGGCCUAUUCAACACCACAACCAGUGAUUCUCCUCAGAACCAAAUUCUUCUUGUUGAGUUCGACUCAUUCUCGAACCCUGAAUGGGAUCCUUCAUUUGAGCAUGUGGGGAUUAACAACAACUCAGUUUCUUCUGCGGUUUACACUCCUUGGAAUGCCAGCUUGCACAGUGGAGACACAGCUGAUGUAUGGAUCACCUACAAUGGUUCUACCAAGAAUUUGACUGUCUCUUGGAAGUAUCAAAGGACCUCAAAUGUUCGGGAGAAUACCAGUCUUUUUUAUGAAAUUGAUCUCAUGGAAAUUCUUCCUGAGUGGGUCACAGUUGGAUUCUCAGCUGCUACAGGUAUGUAUGUAGAGCGACAUACAAUUCAAUCAUGGGAAUUCAGUUCAAGUUUGGACAUUAAGGAAACAAAUGGAAAGAAUGUGAAAAAGAAGAGAUUGGUGGUUGGUCUAACAGUUUCAGUUGGUGUUCUGAUAGCAGGGGCAAUUAUAACGUUUGUAGUAUUGUGGACAUGGAAGGGAAAGAAGAAGGAAAAAGCAGAGACAGUGAACUUAACAUCGAUAAAUGACGACCUAGAAAGAGGAGCGGGGCCAAGAAGAUUCUCCUAUGACGAGCUUGCUUCAGCUACAUACAACUUCUCAAAUGAGAGGAAGUUGGGUGAAGGAGGGUUCGGCGCCGUUUACAAAGGGCAUUUUACUGAUUUAGACAUGCCAAUCGCUGUGAAGAAAAUCUCAAGGGGAUCUAGACAGGGGAAGAAAGAAUAUAUCACCGAGGUGAAAAUCAUUAGCCGGUUGAGGCACCGAAAUCUUGUGCAACUCAUAGGAUGGUGUCAUGACAAAGGUGAGUUCUUACUUGUAUAUGAGUAUAUGCCAAAUGGUAGCCUUGAUACUCACCUCUUUGGCAAGAGGAAUCCUCUCCAUUGGGCAGUGAGAUACAAGAUAUCUCUUGGGUUGGGCUCUGCAUUACUCUAUCUUCAUGAAGAGUGGGAGCAAUGUGUGGUUCACCGGGAUAUCAAAUCUAGCAAUGUCAUGCUAGACUCUAGUUUCGGUGUAAAGCUUGGUGACUUUGGGUUAGCUCGGCUUAUGGAUCAUGAGCUAGGUCCACAAACAACCGGGUUGGUUGGAACUUUAGGAUACAUGGCUCCAGAAUACAUAAGUACGGGUAGGGCUAGUAAAGAGUCAGAUGUGUAUAGCUUUGGGGUGGUUGUCUUAGAAAUUGCUACUGGAAGAAGGUCAGGUUAUCCUAUGGAAGAGGAUUCUGAUGCAGGGUUGGUCCAAUGGGUUUGGAAUCUUUAUGGGAGAGGAGAUCUUCUUUUGGCCGUGGAUGGGAAGCUACAAAAUGAUUUUGACGAAAAACAAGUCGAGUGCUUAAUGAUUGUUGGACUUUGGUGUGCUCAUCCUGAUCGAAGUCUCAGGCCUUCCAUUAGGCAAGCAAUUCACGUUCUUAAUUUUGAUGCAACAAUACCAAAUCUUCCAACACAGAUGCCUGUUCCUUUGUAUCAUAUACCUACCCCAUCAGUCAGUUCCGGUGAACCUUUGAUAACUACAAGCCUUGAAGAUGGUCGUUAA